AUGGACUGCAUCGCCUCUACUACUCCUUUGGUUUCGUCUCCAUUCGGAACAAUGAUGAACGCAGAGUCUUCUCGAGCUGCCCAAGGAUUGCGGAUUCAGCGACUUCCUCCUCUCAAUCGCGUUGAAGAUGAUGAAGACAAGGAAAACACGGCACUACCAAUGCAGGUUGACGUCUCAGAAGAGGAUAGCCACCAUGACAACAGCAAGUGGACCAUCGAAAUUUUCGGCGUGGAGUCAUCGUGCGACGAAGCAACAACCCGUCCGUCGUCGUUGCCAUCGAAGGUGGUAGACGACGAUGAAGAGCUCAAAGAUACUACUUCUGAACACGGUCCACACAACAACAACUUGCCUACUACUGUGCAACAUGACUACACCGCGGCUCUUGCACCACCCAACUUUGACGUUCUAUCACAAGCGCCAAAGAAGAAGGUGCUCAAAUUCCACGAAACGACACAGAUCAAGGAGAUUCCCUCCUUUCGCGACUAUCCCAUGGAUGAACGGGAGAAUAUGUACAUGGGAACACACGACAUUAACGUCAAUGCCGAGCGCAACAUUAAAGAGUUUCGUCAUGACGGCUGGGACUGGAAAACCGUGACCGAAGACCACAAAUACAUUGUCACGGAGGACUGGGAUUCCUAUCAUCCGGCAACCUACGCGCAAAUGCAGCAAGAAGAAAAGGCCCGACAAGGAGUAUUGGGCAUGUUGGAAGUGGCCUACGGAGUUGCCGGUUACAACUUUGGCUCGAACGUUUGGUCGGACGACGAGGAAGGCGAUAGUGACGAAGAAGAUACCUUCAUCGUCAUUGACGACAAGAGCAUCUCUCCAGAAGAAAGCCAACAACAGCCAAGCCGUCUCUCCGAUUAUAUAUUGCAACGUAGUCCAUCCAUUGAUGACUUUUCGGAUGUCUUUGGAUUUGACUUGUGA
Molecule: messenger RNA, 924 nt
Organism: Seminavis robusta
Lineage: Eukaryota; Bacillariophyta; Bacillariophyceae; Naviculales; Naviculaceae
Source: the annotation of a GenBank genome assembly